Molecule: messenger RNA, 2031 nt
Organism: Clarias gariepinus (North African catfish)
Lineage: Eukaryota; Metazoa; Chordata; Actinopteri; Siluriformes; Clariidae
Gene: rassf10b
Product: Ras association domain family member 10b
Exons: 1
Coding region: 226-1557 (443 amino acids)
Biological process (GO): signal transduction
Source: RefSeq, a predicted model, not a curated record
AACAGGAGACGCGGUGUGAAGUGUGCGCGCGCGCUCAGUCCACGGCAAACACAUGGACGCUCGUGGGACUUUAUGGUGAUCUGUUAUUUUUUUGACGAAAAAAAAAAAGUAUUUUGCAAGAGACUUUUGACCGGAUUUAUGCCCAGAGUGUGUGGAUUCUUACCGGCACCCGUUACCGAGAUUUCUGGAAGCGCACAAAACUUCUGAUGAGCUCGAGUGUCAGAGAUGGAGGAUGAAGAGAGCAGAAUUUCCGUGUGGGUUUGCCGGGAGGAGAAGCUCGUGUCGGGUUUAUCUAAGCGCACCACGUGUGCAGACGUUAUUAAAGUCCUGCUGGAGGAGCAAAACUCGCAGGGGCGCGCGUCCGCGUCAGCGCGCGCUUACUGCAUUGUGGAGAAGUGGCGCGGAUUCGAGCGCGUUUUGCCGAACAAGACGAAAAUCCUGCGCUUGUGGAACGCAUGGGGCGAAGAGCAGGAGAACGUGUGCUUUGUCCUCGUCAAGCAGGACGCGUCGUUAGCCAGCAGCGCGCCACGGAGCGCAGAGGCGCGCCUCGUGCCCAGCCGCCAGAACUUAUGCGUGCGCGAGGGCAACGUGCGCCAAGCCACCAUGGGCCUGUCGCCCGAGAAGCAACGGCGCGUGGUCCGAAAGGCGUUCAGGAAGUUGGAGCGAAUCAAUAAGAAGCGUGCCAAGGCGCAGUGCAAGGACGCGGAGAGAAUGGAGACCCUGGUGCAUCUGGUGGUCUCUCAGGAUCACACCAUCCGGCAGCAGGUGGAGCGCAUCCAGGAGCUGGACCGCGAGAUCGAGCUCUACGAGGCCAAGGUGCACUUGGACAGAGUAAGAACGCAUGGUGCCAACUAUGUCCAGGAGACCUACCUGGUGGAGGGAGCGCCAUACAAGCAUCCGUGCCCCGUCGAUGGAGAACAGACUGUUGCCCAGUUGGAGGAGUACGCCCGAAAGUGUGAGGAGGUCAUCAGGCUGCAGGAGGAUCUAACCGAACGUCAGGUUCUUCUGGACAGCAUCACCAGAGAUAUCCAGGAGGAGCUAAACCAGAGGUGGAUGAAGCGGAGACAGGACGAACUGGCUAACAAGGACUGUGAAAAUAACAUCGCUCUCAGGGAAAUAAAUGAAACAUGGAAGAUAAACGAAUGUGAAAUGCCUCCAAAGGACGAUCCGCUCUUGGAGGAGGAGCGGAUUAGGACUCAACUCGACGCGAGUUUGUACAUCGGCCUGAGGCUCAACACAGAUUUAGAGGCAGUUAGGAAUGAUUUGGACUUGACUCAGGACAUCUGGAGGGCAAGAGACAAAGAGCUGAGAGAUUUGCUCGAAAAAGUGGACUCACUCGAUUUAGAGGAAGACAAGGAGGGGGACGGGUGUGAUGUGCUGAAGGACACUGAUAGACUUGAUGAAGACGCAGAGAGUAGACAUGGUGCAUGGGUUGAGCAGGCCAGAGGACUUGCUGCUAAAGCAUGUAGCACCAAUGAUGAUGAUUCAGACACAGGACUCAGCUCCAUGCACAGCCAAGACUCAGACAUUGCCCCUGUUUUCGAGUCUCUGGUAUAGCAACACACACAGGGACAGGAAAAUUCCCCAGAGUUGAAUUAAGACAUGAUGACUGUUUGUAUUUAUAUCCGUCUGGACUGAAAUAAACACUGUAAGAUUCAAUAAACCACAGGAGAUUUAGCUGUAAUAUGGAUAAUUAACACCUGGACUCUUUGACUGUUGUUCAUGCAAUAUAAAAAAAACUAAUUAUAAAACCUCUGGCAAAGGUGCACUUAGUCAGUUAGACUGCACAGAUCUUAUUUUUUGUUGUACAUGUAUCACAUUUUACUGUUUACUGUUGACGUCAGUGUUAAUUUGUACCAAGGUUUGAGGGUGAUUGUUAAGAUUACACCACAGACACUUCUUUUCAAAGGCUGUUGCAGUUUCUAAUUAACUGAUUAAUUAUUGAAGCUUAAUAUAGUUGUAAAGACCAAACUAAUUCUGGUUAAAUGUUUAUCAAGCCUGUAUAUAAGUCAAAUAAAUCCUAUAAUUCCA